This is a messenger RNA of Ostreococcus tauri, 438 nucleotides long. RefSeq names its product Oxidoreductase-like, N-terminal. The coding region runs from base 1 to 438 and encodes 145 amino acids. The record is from RefSeq and is a predicted model, not a curated record. The transcript has a single exon. Lineage: Eukaryota; Viridiplantae; Chlorophyta; Mamiellophyceae; Mamiellales; Bathycoccaceae.
AUGCUCGCUCGCACCGCGCGCUCUCUCGCUGAGCGCGUCGAGCGUAACCGCGCCCUCGUUUGCACCGUCUCCGGCUCCGCGAAUCGCGCGUUCGCGGCUUCAACGAAAGAGACAAGCGAAGAAUCAAACUUGAAGUUUCCAAAAACUGAAAAACCGAAUACCAAGCCGAAGCGCGACCUCGCGAACCCGGUCGUCGCCGAGUCCAUUCGACGAAAGAAAUUGGCGAAGGGCAUCGUGGAUGACCGCCUGCCCCCGCCGCCGCUGUGCGCAGAGUGCGGGAGACGGUUCUGUCGGUGCGCGCGCGGAGCGCCGGAGAAGCCACGCGAACCGCUCGACACGGAUUGCUGUCACAGCGAACCGAGGUGUAAGUUUUGUGUCUUCGUGGUGUAUCGAGAGUUACUGGAGGAGUACGAAAACGCCCAGCGCGGGUCGUCGUAG